Messenger RNA from Penicillium antarcticum, 1797 nucleotides. Its product is annotated as SAP domain protein. Lineage: Eukaryota; Fungi; Ascomycota; Eurotiomycetes; Eurotiales; Aspergillaceae. The transcript has a single exon. The coding region runs from base 1 to 1797 and encodes 598 amino acids. The record is from RefSeq and is a predicted model, not a curated record.
AUGACUGACUACUCGUCAUGGAAGGUGCCUGAGUUAAAGGCCGAGCUCAAGAGACGUGCCGUCCCUCAGACUGGGCUUCGUCUUAAACAGCAGUUCAUUGACAAAUUACUUGAGCUUGACUCACAGACAGACCAGGGCGAGAACGGCGAGACUGCAGCUCCAGAAGAAACGACGGACGAACAGCCUUCUGCGCCGGAACCUGCGGCGCAAGCACCAGAGCCCGAGGCAGAGCAACCACAGAUUGAACAGCCCAAACAGCCCGAACAGCCCGAACAGCCCGAGGAACUGAAGGAUCCGAUCGCAGAAGAAAAAGACACACAAGCUUCAAUCGCUGUAUCUGACAAGGCCUAUGAAGAAACGAAAGGAGACCCGUUGGCACAGGCAGUGAUCCCAGCCGAGUCGCAAAAAGUCGAACAUGUCGCAAAGCCGGCAGAGGAGGUACACACAGAAAAACCCCUCUCCCCCAGCGGUGCUCAGAAGUCUCCGGUUGCCUCCCAGCAGAUGGAGGUGAAUGAACCAACCCAGGUGCCCCAGGACGCAAGCAAAGAAGGCUCUGCGAAGUCCGAAGAAAAGUCAACUCUGUCAGCUCCCCAAACAUCUGGAGCCAACACUGGAGUAUCGACCCCUCUUCCCACCGAAGAGGCUUUGGAGGAUACCCGCAAACGCAAGCGGCGCAGCCAGAGCCCUGCUCCUUCACAAGAAGAAAUUGCGAACCGAAAGGCUCGUGCAAUGGAGGAAGCCCCGCGUGUCUUAAUGACAGAAGAAAAGGAGACUGUGGGUCGUGAUGAAGUUAAGCCGCCGUCAGAUCGUGACACAAAACAACCCACCGAGGCCUCUGCGGAUGCGCAAACACCCCACAACAAGCCAAGCGCUCGCUUCCGUGAUCUAUUUGCACCCUCUGAUGCAGCUCUUCCACCCGCCUCCGGCUCCGAAGACGUUAAGAUGGAAGAUGUUGAUGUGGAACCUGCAAGGCACGCUGCUACCGCUGCCCUCUACAUUGAAGGCUUGAUGCGCCCACUGCAACCAGUCGCACUCCGCAAACAUCUGGCCAGUCUUGCAUCUGCCCCGGGACUCCCCGGCUCUGAUACCAUCAUUGAUUUCUACCUUGACUCCAUCAAAACCCAUUGCUUUGUCAGUUUCACCAGCGUUGCCGCAGCCUCGCGGGUCCGGUCUGCUGUUCAUGGAACUGUAUGGCCAAACGAGCGCAACCGCAAAAGCCUCUGGGCAGACUUCAUCCCGCACGAUAAAAUCAAAGAAUGGAUACAGACCGAGGAGGCAUCCCGGGAUCGCGCCGGUCCUGCCCCACGCUGGGAAGUCACAUACGAAACAACUGAUAAUGGAACCACAGCCACCCUGGCCGAGGCGGGCUCGAAGCAGCGCCCCGCCCCUACUCAGCGGGACCCGGGUUUCAAUCGUACUCCUCCAUUGGGUCCGCGCAGUAGUAUGCCACAUAUCGACCGUCGUCCUUCCGAUGCGCCUCCCGCACCCUCAGAACGCCCCGGACAAGGCUUCAAGCCCCUGGACGAAAGAUUUAAGUCGACUACUGCGAAGCCUAAGCUCUACUACCUACCUGUCCCCCGCCCCAUUGCCGACAAGCGCCUGGACCAAUUUGAUGACCUCAUCGAGAAAGGAACGUUCCCCCGCCGUGGCGGUGAUGAAAUGCGCCGCAUUACAUUUGAAGACGAAGAUCGCUUUGUGGAUAUCGGCCCGGAAAGAUUUGGUGCACCUGGCCCUCGACCUGGCAUGGGACGUGGUCGCGGACGCGGCGGACGACGUGGGGAUUCCUGGCGUGCCUGA